Molecule: messenger RNA, 558 nt
Organism: Ambispora leptoticha
Lineage: Eukaryota; Fungi; Glomeromycota; Glomeromycetes; Archaeosporales; Ambisporaceae
Source: the annotation of a GenBank genome assembly
AUGUCCACGAAUAAAAGUAACAAUAUUUUUACAAUAAAUGACGACCAAACACCAUCAUCACAAAAAUUGCACCAACUACAUCGACGACGAAUGGACCGUAACGAGAAUACCAUCAUCACCCACGAAAGUGGCAUUCUGAAGAUCGGAUUUGCAAUAGUAUUAUUUCUUCUAUUGUCUCUGAUAGUAGGUUACGCGAUAAUCGUCACAAAAAGGAAAAAUAAAAAUUUAAUACCAUCACCCAACCAUAAAAAAAGAAUUUCGAUAUCUUUAUGGCAAAAAAAUUUGGUAUUUAUCCAUUCGCGUUCGAUUGGCUCUUCCUUGCUCGAGUAUAAUCAACAACAGCAAACAAUACAAAUUAAUCAAGGCAAAGAAAGAAGAGGAUUACGAUUGGAUAAAUUGGGUGCUACUAGAGAAGGUGGCGGUGUUACAGUUUUAUCUCCGAUAAAAGAGGAGGCUGAAGAAUUAUCCGAGUCUUUACCAAAGUCUGCAACCACCAAAGAAAUUGAAGAAAUGGCAGCGGGUGAUGAUGAGUCUUAUGUUAUGGUGUCGAAUGUUUGA